Molecule: messenger RNA, 1122 nt
Organism: Ilyonectria robusta
Lineage: Eukaryota; Fungi; Ascomycota; Sordariomycetes; Hypocreales; Nectriaceae
Exons: 4
Coding region: 1-1122 (373 amino acids)
Source: RefSeq, a predicted model, not a curated record
AUGGCCUCAACUACCGACAUCAAAGUGGCCUCGUUGGCGGCUGGCUUUACCAUCGGCUUUGGAUUGUUGACCUGUUGGGAGGCCAUCAAACAAACGAGGCGGAAUCGUAACCCGUUACGAAGUGCCUACAUUUACAUGCUAUGGGGUGAGAUUGCCGCUAAUCUCGCCAUUGCCAUCAUCGGCUGGAUUUUCUUGGACGGUAUUAUAUCCUCAACCGUUCCGGUGCUUUUCUUCAUCCUCUUCCUUUGGGUCUUCGAGGUUCAGUUGCUCAUGCAAAUCAUCGUCAACCGAAUCGCAAUCAUCGCCGAACAUGAAAGCACCAUCCGAAAGCUCAAAUGGGGCACUGCUUUCAUCAUUACAUGCAUCAAUAUUGCCGUCUUCUGCAUCUGGAUCCCCGCACAUACUGUUCCACCAGCAAGCGCCCUCAUUGUUCGUGUUAAUGAAUACUGGGAUCGAAUGUCCAAAGUCCUCAUCCUCCUCGUCGAUGCAGGGCUCAAUUGGUAUUUCCUUCGUACCGUGAAGAAACGCCUUGUCGAGCAACAUAAGCUAAAGAAGUACCAACCGCUUGUUGGCUUCAACGCAAAGCUGAUGGUGGUCUCUAUCGCCAUGGAUGCCAUGCUCAUCGGUUUAAUGUCGCUACCAAACCAAAUCGUCUACAUCCAGUUCCACCCCGUCGCAUACAUGGUCAAGCUGAACAUCGAAAUGUCCAUGGCCAGGCUCAUCACUCGCCUGGCUCGGGGAAAUAACGACGAGGACUACCCCUCCAUGUCGAAUUCCAACCAUCACACAAACGGACAACAUGGCAGUCAAAACAACACCAAUAAUACUCCUUGGGCUCAGGGCAAUGCGAUACAAUUAACGCAUAGGUCCAAGGUAGUCGCCGGCGACUCAGACGAAGACCUGACUGGCACGCUUAACAAAUUCGGCGUUGGAGUGGGCAUCCACAGACGGACCGACAUUGAAGUCAAGGUUGAGGAGGACCUGAAGAAUUAUAGGAUGAAGCGGGACAGCCCAAGGGGCAGGGCACCAAAGGAAGUCGAUGAUGAGCUGCCACUGACGUUGGACACCGGGCAUCCAAAGCAGGACCGAGAUGGAUCUUCGAUUGGCCAAGAUUCUGUUUGA